AUACCGGAUGAGUUCAGCGGAUAUAGUGCAUGUGACUUUCGCCUUUCACAGCGAUAUAACAAAUACAUCGAAGGGAUUCUAGUACCUCGCGGGAUGAUCCUAGACAGAUUGGAGAAAAUGGCAUUAGAUAUACUGGACAACCUGGAAAAGCGAGGAUCAACAUCUCUAACACUUUUGUGCAUUUUGAAAGGAGCAUUCAAAUUCGCUGCUGAUUUGUGUGAACAGCUGGAAGCCGCUGCGUUUUCGAGACAAAAGAAUAUAACCAUACAUCUUGAUUUUGUUGUUGCCAACACCUAUGUGAAUGAUAGAGUUGGGCACGAGACUCGAUUAACUAUGUGCAGCGACCCGGGCAAAUAUGAAAACAAAGAUAUUCUCGUUGUUGAGGAUCUCGUUGACACUGGAACAACACUCCACAAGCUGUACUCCUACCUGAAGUCACUUAAUCCGCGUUCAAUCGAAGCAGCGUGCUUAUUGGUGAAACGUCGACAAGACUGCGUUUCCUUCGACCCUGAUUACGUUGGUUUUGAGGUUCCCGAUCGCUUUAUCGUUGGUUACUCGAUCGACUAUAGCGACCACUUUCGCGAGCUACCCCAUAUUUGCGUGGUGAACGAUCAAGGGAAGAAACAAUUCGCAGUCAGAGAGUAACACAGUUUUUUCUAAGCCGAUACUACUAUGUAGUUGACUGACCUCAUUUCUUUGAAAAUUAAUGUGUGUCAGAAUAAUUAUCUUACAAAACAAAAUUACAUAAACC
Messenger RNA from Opisthorchis viverrini, 751 nucleotides. RefSeq lists its product as hypothetical. The record is from RefSeq and is a predicted model, not a curated record. The transcript has 7 exons. NCBI's taxonomy places the organism in Eukaryota, Metazoa, Platyhelminthes, Trematoda, Opisthorchiida, Opisthorchiidae. Gene Ontology annotation, molecular function: magnesium ion binding; hypoxanthine phosphoribosyltransferase activity. The annotation marks the transcript as partial. Gene Ontology annotation, biological process: GMP salvage; hypoxanthine metabolic process; guanine salvage.